Molecule: messenger RNA, 1818 nt
Organism: Teleopsis dalmanni
Lineage: Eukaryota; Metazoa; Arthropoda; Insecta; Diptera; Diopsidae
Exons: 10
Coding region: 85-1626 (513 amino acids)
Source: RefSeq, a predicted model, not a curated record
CGUUAAAGCUUCAAGCACAGUAUUAAAAAAUAAAAAAAAUUAAUUUAAAAAUAAAAAUUGAAAAAAUUUUAAUCUCCAAGGAAGAUGACUCGUUUUGCUGUUUACGUUUUACUUAGCACCCAUCUUUUCUUAGGCGUUUUGAGCAAUACCAACUACUGUGACAUAUGCAAUGACCACAUAGCUUGCAAUAAUAAUGGAGAAAAAGCUGCUGAUUGUGCUUCAGAUGCAGCACUGGUUAACAUAACACCUGAACUCAAAAAUCUACUCCUCGAUGCACACAAUAGCAAACGUAAUUCCGUGGCUGGUGGUAAUGUAGAAAAUCACAGUCCAGCAUGUCGUAUGGCUACUAUGCAGUGGAACGAUGAGUUGUCCUCACUUGCUGCCUUAAAUGUGAAACAGUGUGUCAUGAAACAUGACUCGUGCCACAAUACAGUGGCUUUCAAAUAUUCUGGGCAAAACUUAGCUUAUAUUGGCUUUUGGAAUGAACCAAAUUACCAAACCUUAUCAACAAGAGCAGUGGACUUAUGGUUCGGGGAAUACAAAGACAGUAAUAUGAAAUAUAUACAAAAAUUUCCUUCAGAUAAUUCAAUUCUGUUUAAAAUUGGCCAUUUUACAGUUAUGGUGGCGGAUAGAAAUACUCACGUGGGAUGUGCAGCUUUGACUUAUUCAAAACCUAAUUCAUAUAAAGUUUUUCUGAUUGCUUGUAAUUAUGCAACUACAAAUAUCGUUGAUUUUCCAAUUUAUGGUGAUUGUCCUACUGCCGGUACUGGUUGCGUUACAGGUACUAAUCCGUCGUACCCAAAUUUAUGCAGUCUUUCUGAACAGUACAAUGUUAAUAAAUUUUAUAUGGACGUGUUCUCAGCCAUCGACCUUGGAAUCUGGCUCGCGUUCUGGGUAUUUUCACAGGACUAUGGUUUACCAUACAUGAGGACCCUUUUUGCACCAUUUACAAAUCAAAACAGAGGCAGUAAUGGUAGGCAAGGCGGUGGCUGGAAUUCUGGUGGUGGUGGUGGCGGUGGAGGAGGAGGUGGUGGCGGUAGUUGGGGCUCAGGAAAUAGUGGUGGUAACAAUAGUGGAGGUAAUGGAGGACUACGACCAAACAGACGUAUUGGUCGCAUAACGAACUCUAUGGAUUUUAAAAUCUAUCGUUUUCGAAAUGCAACCUUGUAUUUUGAGUUUAUGACAACACGUCAACAAAAAUUUCACCUAUAUAAGCAGACCUACCGGAAAAAGUUAUUAUCUAUAAUGGUUUACAUAGACAGAGAUGGACGUGUCCUUAACCAUCGGCCUUGGAAUUUGGCUCGAAUUUUAGGCAUUUUCACUGGAAUAUGGUUUACCAUAUUGUGCUUCAUAAAAACUAUACUUGCACCAUUUACAAAUGAAAACAGAAGUAAUAAUGGUAGACAAGGCGGUGGCUGGAGUUCUGGUGGAGGAGGCGGUGGUGGAGGGGGAGGUGGUGGUGGUGGUGGUAGUAGCGGAAGAGGUGGUGGUAAUGGUUGGGGUUCAGGAUAUGGUGGUGGAAACAAUAAUAGAGGCAAUGGUGGGUUAGGACCAAAUAGAAAUAUUGGUCGUAUAACAAAUUCUAUGGAUUGCAAUAUACCUGGCGGUGGAUGUGGAUGUGGAUAAUUGUAAUUUAAAUAAAAGCCGGAAAUAGAUAAGAGUAGCACUCAUAAACCCUUAAAAUUUUUCACACUGCCGAAAUUAAAUGUGAUAAUUUAUUUCUGCAUAUUAAUUUGCUACUAUUAUAUGUUACUUUUAAACUUAUAAUUACAAGCAGUACCUUUAAAAAAGGUGAAAAUUCUUUUGAAAUAAAUCCCU